GCACAUUAAACUUUUUUUUGAAAGAAAGAAAGAAAGAAAGAAAGAAAGUUUAAUGUGCUCUAGUUGUAGGAUACACCCUCCUACAUAAUCCUGACAGUGCCAAUCAAGGUCCACAGACACACAUCGCUGGAUUCAAAGCUGAACAGUAAAUGUUCUUGCAGCUGAUCUCCUGAUAAGGUGCUAGAAGAAUCUCCUUGACCUCAAUCUAAACCAGCCCAACAUCAGAGAGUCAAGGUCCAUAAUCAAAAUGCGGUGGUGUAAAAGCAUAAAGGUCAUCUCCAUGGUUCUGUUAAGCACCGCCAUCUUUACUGUGACCAUACAUAAAGUUCCUUAUGGACAUUUUAAAGAUUUGGUGAACAAUAGCAUGGUGGAACGUCUCUUUCAUGACGAACCCUGUGCCUGUAUGGAGCGCUGUUUGGCUGCGAGUGACGACAAGUGGUUUACUGAACAUUUCAGAAAAGAUGUCCCCCCAGUGCUCUCUCUCAAUAACAGCGUCUUCUCUGACCACAUCUUUAAGUGGUGGCAGUCUCUACAAUCAAGGAGCAAAGCUAAUUUCUCCCAAGUGAUUACGGAGCUGUUUUCUGUCAUUCCUGGAGAGGAACGGUACAGAGACGCUGGCCCGUCCCGCUGCCGAACCUGUGCUGUGGUGGGGAACUCUGGGAACCUUUUAGGAUCAUACUAUGGUCCUCUUAUAGACAACCAUGAUUUUGUAUUCAGGAUGAAUAAAGCACCGGUUGAAGGCUAUGAGAAAGAUGUGGGAUCCAGGACGACCCAUCGCAUCAUGUACCCAGAAAGUGCCACCCAUCUGGACAACAACACACACCUGGUGCUGUUGCCCUUCAAAACACUGGAUAUCCAGUGGGUCACCAGUGCUCUAACUGAUGGAUCUAUCAAACGAACACGGUUUAAGGUUAUACACAAGCUACAAGCCAACAAGGACAAAGUGAUGGUUAUGCACCCUGCUUUCAUGCAUUAUGUGCACAACACUUGGCUGCACAUUAAGUCUCGAAGAUCUUAUCCAUCUACUGGUUUCCUUGUGCUAAUAUUUGCUCUGCACAUUUGUGAUGAGGUCAGUGUGUUCGGCUUUGGCUCGAACAGUAAAGGCACCUGGCACCACUAUUUCGAAAAAACACCCAAGUCUUUCAAACGCACUGGUAAACACAGUGGAGGGAUUGAGCACGAGACCAUCUUAGAACUUCAGCAAAGGAAGUUGAUUGAUCUGUACACAGGGUGGUGAAAAGGAUAAUGACAUUGAGUAGCGUGAUUAUUUAUUGAUAUUUACUUUUAUUUCAGAUAAAUACAUAUAAUUAUUCACAUUUUGUUUAAACAUUUUGGAUCUGUAAGAUUUUUUGCUUGUUUUCUUAAAUAAAUGAAUAUGUAAACUCAGCAAUCACACUCUAUAUUAAUCAAAAUGGCAGUAAAGGUUAAACAAAACAAAUUUUAUAUCAAAUAAAUGCA
This is a messenger RNA of Cyprinus carpio (common carp), 1458 nucleotides long. RefSeq names its product CMP-N-acetylneuraminate-beta-galactosamide-alpha-2,3-sialyltransferase 2. Gene Ontology annotation, molecular function: beta-galactoside (CMP) alpha-2,3-sialyltransferase activity. The record is from RefSeq and is a predicted model, not a curated record. NCBI's taxonomy places the organism in Eukaryota, Metazoa, Chordata, Actinopteri, Cypriniformes, Cyprinidae.